UCUUUCUUCUUCCAUUUCAAGUUAAACUUCUCUUGUACUCUUCUCGACCUCUGUUUGUAUUUAUAACCCAAAUACUCGCAAACGUCUUCAGCAUUUCUGUUUGCGAGUUUUGAGUGGCUCGGCUUCAUGACUCGGCGGUUCACGUCCGACUCCGAGUCUCCGAGCAAGCGAUUCCAGGCGUUCGAGUUCAACGCCGACGACGAGGUUGUGGAGAAGCAGUCCGCCAAGAUGAUCGCCAAAUUCCGAAACCUCAUGAAGCCCAGGAACAAGAAGAGCACGAAGAACAAGUACCUCGAUUCCCCAAUUAUCAAGUACAAGUUCCUGCACUGCUUUACCAAGAAUCUUGAAAAGGAGUUCAGAAAUGAAGCGAUUGAUGUUGAUGCUGGAGUUGCACAUGGAACAAAGACUCCACAAAAGGAAAUUACCACUUUGUUAUUAGAUGAUGAUGCUACUGAUGUGGGCACAGUAGCAGAGGAUGGUGGUGCUGCAGGAGAGGAGAUGCCCGGGUUGGAUGUCUCUGUGGUUUCUAGUUCUCCAAACCAUGAAAAAAACCAAGUAUGUGCAAUUUCAGAUGAUGAUGAGAGGAUUGAAAUGUGUUCUUCAUCAACUCUGGUCUCAAGUCCUUCAACAUCUGAAGCUCCAUUAGAAGAACAAGAAUCAUACCCUGGUUCUGGUGGAUAUGAAAUUGUUGAAACAGCUACAGGUGACCAUCAACUUGAAUCAAGGGAUUCUAGAGCAGCUGCAAAUGCAUAUAAAACUUCAGGACAGGAAGCACUCAGUUCAUUGGAUGCGAGAUAUGGGGAUGUGUGGAUCCUUGAUUUUGAUUUCAGUAAGUCUUUUGAAGAUGUUAUCUAUCCACAAGGGGAUCCUGAUGCAGUUUGUAUAAGUAAGAGAGAUCUUCAGCUUCUACAGCCAGCAACUUUUAUUAAUGACACUAUAGUUGACUUUUAUAUUCAAUACUUAAAAAGUAAAAUUCAACCAGAGGAAAAGCAUAGGUUCCACUUCUUCAAUAGUUUUUUCUUUCGGAAACUUGCUGAUCUAGACAAAGAUCAACCAGGUGCUUGUGAAGGAAAGGAAGCAUUUCAGCGCGUUCUUAAAUGGACUAGGAAAGUGAAUGUUUUUAAGAAGGAUUACAUUUUCAUUCCUGUAAACUACAGACUGCACUGGAGUUUGAUUGUCAUCUGUCAUCCGGGUGAAGUGGCUAAUGUUGAAGAUGAGGAAAUUGAAAGUUCACCCAAGGUUCCGUGCAUCUUGCACAUGGAUUCAAUUAGAGGAAGUCAUAGAGGCCUCAAGAAUCUUGUUCAAAGAUACCUAUGUGAAGAGUGGAAAGAGAAGCAUGGUGGGACAGCAGAAAAUGUUUCUUUGAAAUUUCUACAUUUGCGAUUUGUCGCACUGGAGCUGCCACAGCAGGAAAAUUCAUUUGACUGUGGUCUCUUUUUGCUUCAUUAUGUGGAACGUUUUCUGGAGGAAGCUCCUGUUGAGUUUAGCCCCUUUAAGAAGUUCUCCAACUUUCUAAACAAAAAUUGGUUUCCUCCUGCGGACGCUUCUGUCAAACGGUUUCAGAUUAAGAAGUUAAUAUGUAAAAUCCUUGAGGAUCAUCCCAGGAAACUCUCACCAAUAAAGGAAGUUGAAGAUACUGGGGAUCAGAUUGCUGAUUCAUCAGUCGACGUGGAAGAUCGUGAACAAGGCUCUGGAUCUGAUUCUGAAUCCUAUUUCCUUGAAGGAUUGAGAAUCUCAGAAACAUCUUCGAAGCAUGGAUUCUGUAAGCAUAUUGGAGAUGCUGUUGAUGGGAACCCAAUAUCUCAGACAUCUAGUGAAGAUUGCUCGAUUAUGGAAAAUGAGGCAUUUGACUAUCCAAGGAAAACAGAUACAUCUGAAUCUUCUUCAAGUGAUGAUUUCACAGCUUGUGUUGUGCUGGAUUCUGAAGAGGAAAACGACAAUGAGGUUCAAUAUUUAUCUUCCACUCUAGACGACCAACCUUCAUUCCAUCAAGUAACUGACUCAACUAAAAUCAUAAAUCCUAAAGAGAUUAUGCCUUUGAGCAGGAAUGAUCCGGUGUCAGAUUCCUCCAACCAACAGGCUUCAAAGCGGCUACGGCUCACUCGUCAUGUAGAUAGAUGACGAGGACCUACUAGGAGCCUCAUGAAAAACUUGCGUUUGUGAAGGUCAUGUUGUAAAUAGAGUAAGCGAUAUUUUACUGUGUUAUGGAUAAUGCAUAGCAAAAAGAAGUGUAAAGGGUAAUAAGAGAAUCGUACCGUACACUUGUAUAGAGAGAGUUGGGGGGGAAGUAACUUUCUCUUUUAUUUUUGUUAUUUUUUCUUGGGUCAAGAGGGAAAGUUGCUUCUCAAAAUGCAAAUAUAGCAAGUUUUGUAUUCAUAUUAAAACCACUUGAACGAAAAUAUUACCCUCGUACAUGAAAAUGCGAAUAAAUUUUAAAUUAAUAACAAUCCAACAGAACUCACAAGUAGUAACAAUAAGUACACAAGUUAAAAUAAUACUCAAAAGAGUACUAGUACAUGAUCA
Molecule: messenger RNA, 2523 nt
Organism: Prunus persica (peach)
Lineage: Eukaryota; Viridiplantae; Streptophyta; Magnoliopsida; Rosales; Rosaceae
Product: probable ubiquitin-like-specific protease 2A
Exons: 16
Coding region: 127-2121 (664 amino acids)
Biological process (GO): proteolysis
Molecular function (GO): cysteine-type peptidase activity
Source: RefSeq, a predicted model, not a curated record